AUGCUGUCGCUGUACCGCGCGUGGCUGGGCCCGGGGCCGUGCGUGGCGCGGCCGGCGCCGCCGCCCGGCGCGCACCGGCCCGUGCCGCGCCGCGCCCGCGCGCCGUCCCCGCCCCCUGCCUCGCCCGCCAGCGCCGCCUCCUCCGAGCUGGACGUGGAGCGCGUGGAGACGCCGCCGGCGCCGAGCGGGGGCGCGCCCACCGCGGUGGUGGACGUGGCAUCGUGCGACGGGCCGGUGCGCUUCAGCCGCGUGCUGAACGCGGCUUGGCAGGAGCGCGAGUGGUGCCGCCACCGCCGCCGCCCCGCGCCCCACUACUACCCCUGCAAGACGUGCGGCUCCAAGUUCCCCUCUUACUACUUCGUGCACAAGCACCGCAAGCGCUGCCACGCCGACGAGCCGCCCGCGCCGCCGGAGCCCGAGCCCUCCACGUCGGCGGCGCCCUAGCCCGGCCCUCCGCCCUCGGCAGCCCGCGAGUGACCCCUCCGGCGAGGACUCUCUCACCACAUAGGUUAAUUAAUUUAUCGUUGUUAAUAAACUAGUUAAGUCCGA
Aricia agestis (brown argus) is the source of this 549-nucleotide messenger RNA. RefSeq names its product protein TRACHEARY ELEMENT DIFFERENTIATION-RELATED 7A. Bases 1 to 444 code for a protein of 147 amino acids. The transcript has a single exon. NCBI's taxonomy places the organism in Eukaryota, Metazoa, Arthropoda, Insecta, Lepidoptera, Lycaenidae. The record is from RefSeq and is a predicted model, not a curated record.